AUGGUUAAGUGGUGGUGGAGAUUGAGGACUGGGGCAUCAACAAUUUGGGCUGCUGUCAUUAAUGGUAUACAUAAUUUGAACUUAAAACUAGAUGACUAUUAUGCUAAUAAUCGACUACCGGGUACUUGGAAAAAUAUUGCCGGGGUAUGUAAAGAGCUGAGAAAAAAGAACAUAGCCUCUGAAGAUGUUUUAUGUAAACGAACAAACUCUGCAGUUGAAUCUUGGACUUGUAAGCUGACUUUGGAUGGCAUUUUUGCUGUCAAUGCGCUACGAAAAAUCUGGGAUAUGAGCUUACCUAUUUCUGGGAGAAAAUUCGAAUGGAUUCGUGAAGUUCCAAUAAAGGUGGUUUGCUUUAUAUGGCGGGCGUGGCUGGGGAAAAUUCCCACUAAGUUAGCACUAGUAAAACGUGGGGUUUCCGUGGGAGAUAUAAAAUGUAGUCUUUGUGAUAACUGGGAGGAAGAUUCGGAUCAUGUUUUGGUUGGGUGUGAAUAUGCAAAAGAAGUACUGAGCUGGAUCUUUAAAUGGUGUAGUGUGACGAUGCCCCCCAAUCAGAACUGUGGUUGA
Molecule: messenger RNA, 564 nt
Organism: Lactuca virosa
Lineage: Eukaryota; Viridiplantae; Streptophyta; Magnoliopsida; Asterales; Asteraceae
Source: the annotation of a GenBank genome assembly